Trichoplusia ni (cabbage looper) is the source of this 1168-nucleotide messenger RNA. RefSeq names its product classical arabinogalactan protein 9. The transcript is spliced from 3 exons. NCBI's taxonomy places the organism in Eukaryota, Metazoa, Arthropoda, Insecta, Lepidoptera, Noctuidae. Bases 1 to 810 code for a protein of 269 amino acids. The record is from RefSeq and is a predicted model, not a curated record.
AUGACUCUGCCCACUUUCUCCAAGGUAUUGAGCGUUUUUGUCUCGAGUCUUAUUGCCGACCCGGCACCGGGAAGAGUGCCUAAGGUGUAUAAUGCCCUGAUAACGUCAAACCAGAACCUGGAGCCCAGCAAGGCGUAUCCAGUGUAUCAGCCUGUUCUGCACGACGCCUUCGCUUUCUCCUACCAGCCGGCAGUAUUUUAUGGAGGAGAUUUCCUAAGCAAUGGUCUAUUGCCGGCAGCACCAGCCUUACCACCAAAACUGCCACAGCCGUCAGCAGCGACUCCAACUUCAACAGCUGAUCCACCAGCAGAAGCAUCUCCGUCUUCCACCGAGGCUCCUGCUACGUCCCCUGAACCUGCAAAACCUGAGCCCGAAAGUAGUGAUCCCAGCCCAGCCCCUCCUCAACCAAAAACGGAAUCCCCGAUUCCCCUGAACGAGUUCGGACUACCACCACAAGUUCUUCCCCUUGGUCACAUAGACCCAUUGUACAACGCCCUCCCACAAUUCAGCCCCUUCACCUACAGAUACCCAGGAGUGCGGUUUUACGAUCCCUACGAUCCAUUCGGUUUUAGUCCUUAUGCAAACUUCCCUAUCUACCGUCCAUUAACUAAUGUGCUUGGGCAGAGUCUCCCCGUCGCCGCUGAUAAUGUGAACAAUAGUCCACCGUCGGCAGAUCAGAAUGCUCAGACUCCUCCACCUGAACCCAGUGACCUGAAUAUUCUCAACUACUCUUCAAAGAACCCUUCAAUACCUAACGUACCCCCUCCGCCGCUCCCUCAAGGCGGUCUUAAGUCAGAUAAAUCAGAAUAGUUGAAAAUAAAUACGUUUUAAGUUCCAUAUGAAAAAAUUGUAUUUAUUUUUUUGCACUUAGUGAUCAAAUGACAAAUUACCAUAUUCUUACAAUUUGUACACAACAAUUAUGAAACGUAGAAAAAUAGGUCCCAAUCGAUUCCUUCUUGCAUUUCCACUGGGAGGUACCAUUCAAAGAAAUGAUAAUUUUUCAUUUCAUGUGAGUAAUAGUAGGUGAUUGUUCCGAUGCAUACAGUGAAUUUGUAUGCAUUGUAUCGUACCAUAUCACCAUAUGGCGAAGAAGCUCUUAUGUACACACAGUUUGGUUUAGUAUUGUUUCGAAUGUAACCCUGAAAACAAAGAUAAAAAAAUAUAUUUA